GUGGUAAAGAAGACAUACGUUUUGUUUCCUUUGUUUCAUAAUAUCACUUAAUAUUUAUCUAUUUGUAGUCAUAUAAAAGUAGCUCACACAUACUAUUCUAAAAUGGGACUAUUAGUUAGAUUGUGGAGUUUUGCGUUUGUUUUGCAACUUGUUUUGCCAUUUACCGUGUGUUCCGAAGACUACACAGAGGAUGAUGAGCUAAUCCUGUCCCUGAUUCUCCAAGACGAUACUCAACCAGAACCUGGAACUGAACCGCCUGCAGACUUUUUCAGGUGCAAUAAGGACGCUUGGCGCAUGCCUGGCCAGUAUAUUGUAGUACUGCGUGACGGGACACACGAGUCCCAGGUGGAGCGCACUAAGCGCAGGCUCCGGGCUAAAGCGGCCAAACGCGGAUACCUCAUAGAAGUCCUUCAGACCUUCUCAGGAGCUUUCCAUGGUUUUCUUGUCAAGAUGAGCAGCGACGUCCUUCACCUGGCCUUGAAGCUCCCACACGUAGACUACAUUGAGGAGGACUCCUCCAUCUUUGCUCAGGGAAUUCCCUGGAAUCUGGACCGAAUUGUGCAGACCCAGCAUGCCUCUGGGAAGUACUCUCCACCAAAUGAUGGUGGGCAGGUGGAGGUGUACCUCCUGGACACCAGCAUUCAGAGUAGCCAUCGAGAGAUUGAGGAUCGAGUGCAGGUCACUGACUUCAACAGUGUUCCAGAGGAGGAUGGAGUCCGGGUCCACAGAGAGGCCAGCACAUGCGACAGCCACGGCACCCACACAGCCGGCAUCAUCAACGGGCGCGAUUCGGGCGUGGCGAGGGGGGCCAGCGUGCGCAGCGUGCGUGUGCUGAACUGCCAGGGAAAGGGCACUGUGUCAGGGGCGCUGGCAGGCCUGGAGUACAUCCGUGCAUUGCUGCUGGCCCAGCCCUACAGCCCCCUGAUCGUGCUGCUGCCCUUCGUGGGUGGGUUCAGUCGCAGCCUCAACACCGCCUGCCGGGAGAUGGUGCGUAACGGCGGGGUGCUCAUUGCUGCUGCGGGGAACUACCGUGACGACGCCUGUCUGUACUCACCUGCCUCUGAACCCCAGGUGAUAACGGUCGGCGCCACAAACUUUGCAGACCAACCUCUAAACUUGGGAACGACGGGGACCAACUUCGGGCGCUGCGUCGACCUUUUCGCCCCAGGAGAUGACAUUGUCAGUGCCUCCAGCGACUGUCCGACGUGUUUCACUGCCAAGAGCGGCACUUCACAGGCAGCCGCUCAUGUUGCUGGCAUUGCAGCUGUAAUCCUCAACUCCAACCCCAACCUCACGUCUACAGAGGUCCUGCAGAGACUACUGUGGCACUCUGUCAAACACGCAAUCGACCUCAGCGCCUUCCCAGAGCAGCAGCGCCUGAUCACGCCCAACAUGGUGGCUGCACUGCCUACCUCCAACUCCGCAGGGGAGGAGCUGAUGUGUCGGUCGGUGUGGUCCGAGAGAUCGGGCACCUCGCCCUCUGACACCGCUGUCGCCCGCUGCCAGCCUAGAGAGGAGAUGUUCAGCUGCUCCAGCUUCUCCCCCAGUGGUGUCCAUGCAGGAGAGACCAUACAGGAGCAUGAGGGGAGACAGGAGUGUGUGGCUCACAACGGAGCUGGGAAUCAAGGGGUACAUGCUGUCGCCCGCUGCUGCACUUGGGACAGGGCGCAGUGCCAGGUCACCACCAGCGAGCAGGAGGGCUCAGAGGCGGCGUGUUCCCACCCGGACCACCAUCUCACAGGUUGCAGCUCGCAUUCUGUCUCUGGGGGCGUGGCUGAAUCCACAAGGCCUCUCCAUGGCGACAGGAAGGUGUGCACUGGAAGGGAAGGAGUGAGAUCUCAUGCCACAUGCUGCCAGGUUCCUAACCUGCACUGCAAAGUGAAGGAGCAUGCACCAUCUGGCUUCAGCGAGCAGGUGGAAGUGUCUUGUGAGGAUGGCUGGACUCUGACUGGCUGUAAUGCCCUGUCGCGUGGCUCCGUCACCCAUGGUGCAUACGCCAGGGGAAAUACCUGUCUGGUGAGGAGCUCAGGAGGGGGGAAGGGGGCUGAAGCCUUCGCCAUCUGUUGCCGUAGCAGCCAAGCCCAGGUGCACACAGAGACCAACCACAAAUGAGUCUGUAAGGCAUUAGAGGCCCUCUCCAGAGCCACAACCCUGACCGAACCCUCUGCCCUGGUCUCUGAAGGGCUUGGUAACUGCCACUCAACCCUUCCUUUAUAUUUAGUGAACUGUGUACCAAGUACUGUGUUGCCAGCAAAAUAUUCAGUUUGCUUUGCCAUUAGAAUUAUGUGCAAUUAUGUGUUUGCUUCAUGAUGGUCUGUUGUUAUUCAAGGUGAAAACAGAGACUAAAUAGAGACAGGCAAGGAGAGAUUACUCCGCCUGUCUUGGCAGCUUCCUACUUUCCAUUCUACUUAAUCGCAGCAUGGAUUUAAAACAAAACAUUGUAUACUUAUCCCCUGUCAGAGCCGUCCUUAAGGUAUCAAAGCCACACAGAAAAUACACAAUUCAAGAUAACCAUCAAUCAUAACAUACUUUUGAAUACAUUAUUUUAAUGGCUCUUAACAUGCAGUCUUUUUUUUUUUUUUUACUCAAUCACUUUCGUGUAAGGG
Messenger RNA from Megalops cyprinoides (Indo-Pacific tarpon), 2606 nucleotides. It is a transcript of the gene pcsk9, whose product is annotated as proprotein convertase subtilisin/kexin type 9. Bases 103 to 2112 code for a protein of 669 amino acids. Gene Ontology annotation, biological process: proteolysis. NCBI's taxonomy places the organism in Eukaryota, Metazoa, Chordata, Actinopteri, Elopiformes, Megalopidae. The transcript is spliced from 12 exons. Gene Ontology annotation, molecular function: serine-type endopeptidase activity. The record is from RefSeq and is a predicted model, not a curated record.